Messenger RNA from Bursaphelenchus okinawaensis, 2486 nucleotides. NCBI's taxonomy places the organism in Eukaryota, Metazoa, Nematoda, Chromadorea, Rhabditida, Aphelenchoididae. The record is from the annotation of a GenBank genome assembly.
AUGGCUACUGAUCAGCCAUUAUGGAUCUCUGAUAAGAAUAUUUUGAAGACAGAAUCCCUGAACAUCAACGUCAACGAUGUAGUUGGUGUGAAACCUCAGAAAGGAAGUAUUCGUGUGAUCUGUUAUCCCUUGAUCAACGGUCAGAGGAAGAGAAUGGUGGUGAACUUGAAGGGCGACGAACAAACCUUGACAACUUAUGCAAAGCAGAUGAGCUAUAACAAGGUCCCUCGUAUGUUAUUGUUUACCGCAGAUUUCAGAGUUUUGCAUAUUUAAAGUUACCGUACCUUUGCAUAGUUAAUACUCGGUGUUGCACACUUAAUUUAUUUAAUGUAGCCUUACUGUAACUUUUUUUUCUUACUGCACUUAUAUGGUACUGCAACGUUAGUUAAUGAUACCUUUUAGUCCAAAGGUGUUAACUUUGGAUAAUGUGUUUCUAUCUUUUAGCCCACAAGCCUUCUGAAGUUGCUACGAAGCAGAAGAGAGUGUUGGUACUGCUGAAUCCAUUUAGUGGUCAAAAACGGUCCCAGAAGCGAUGGGAAGGGGACUGUAGACCUGUGUUUGAUGAAGCUGGGGUUUAUUAUACUAUUGUCAAGACAGGUAAGGAUAGUAAACUUUAAAAAUAUGUUUACAAAGAUGCUAUACGACAUAAACAUUGGAUAUGUUGAGAAUAUAAGAGAAUAAAGUAUACCUUACACUAAUUUUAGAACACGUACAGCACGCGACAGAGAUAGUACAGGAGAUGAACUUGAAUGACUUUACGGCUAUAGUAAUACUGAGUGGAGAUGGGCUAGUAUCAGAAGUGCUAACUGGUUUGAUCACUCGUGCUGACAGAGCACGAGCCUUGAAGAUACCAUUGCUUCACAUUCCAGCUGGUACUGCUAAUGCUUUGGCAGCUGCUGUGGCUUUUCAAACUGGGUAGGAUUACUGUAAUUUUAUUUUGCGUAUUUCUAAAUGGUUUUAUUUAUUUUUGAAAGGUUGGCAUUGAGGUAAAAUACUGUAUUUGUAUCUGAUUUUAAAAGAUUUUUUUUGGUAGUACUAGGUUUGAAAAGAUGACUUUAUUUUUUACCGUAUGUACACACCAUGUUACAGUAAACCUUCGUAUUUCAGUGAACCUUUUUCGCCCCGAGGCAAUUUCUGUCCAGAAAUGGCGUUGAUGAUUGGAAGGCCGAGUUACAAGCCCUUAAGGCUUUACCACGUUGAAACCGAGAAGGACGGACCUAAAUUAAUGUUUCUGACCGCCGUUUGGGGAUUAAUCGCUGACAUCGGUAAUUACUUUACUUUUAUGGUAAACAGUAACAAAGUAGUGCAAAGUUCAAAGCACAAGUGUCACUUUAAUGGGUUUGUUGAUAUUGCGGUCAAAAAGGGCAUAGGUUGCGGUAAAUUGAACUAUUUUGGUCAAAAAAUAUUACUGUUGUUCUACCCACUUUCAGACCUCGGAAGUGAACGAUUUCGUUGGGCAGGCCUGUCUCGGCUUCAUAUCGAAGCCUUUGUUCGUGUAGCUCAACUGCCUUCUGUAGCCACCUACAAGGGUCGUAUAUCGUAUAAGCCUGUGGAAAACAAGCAACUCUCCAGAAACACCAGAAUAAAGGCAUCUGAAGUCAGAAGCCGGUUGGGAGCAGCGUAUUUUAGAACAGAUAUUGUUGAGGAAUACGAUGACAUUAAAGAUGCGAAGGCUGGAGGUGUGGAAAGUCUACAGAAAGCUUUUGAGGACAGUAAUGACAGUGGGAAUAAGGUAGGAUAUCAGUGGUGGCUGUAUGAAUAUAAUGUAGUAAUAUAAUAGUAGUGAUAGUCGAGGUAACAUAUUGUAUAUGUGAUAACCUUGCCAUUUAAAAGUGUUGAUACUACUUAUUUUGAUCUUAGAACCAUCUAUAAAUGGUUAAAAUGUAAAUGUUUAACUAUGAUGUUAUAGUAAAUUCAAUUUUGAUGACAGUUUCUUCAGUUCCCCCGCCUCAAAGACCCAGUGCCAUCAGAUUGGACGGUGAUCGAAGGGGAAUAUGCCUUCGUAUGUCUGUCAUCCAUAUCACACAUUGGUAGCGACUUACCGUACUGUCCGUCUGCCAAGCUGGGAAGUGACAUCAUGUACUUGAGUUUGGUGGAUUGGAGAACGAUAAAGUCACGGUUUCAUAUUGCACAUCUCCUAAUCACUAUCGACCAAUGUCUGCAUUUGGAUCACGAGUGCUUUCAGGUAGGUAUUGGCUUCUUCUUGUGAGAGAGAGUGGAAGGGAAGGGGAGGGGAUUGUGUUUAUAAGCUGAGAAGGUAUAAGUAUAUAAGUAUCACUGAAUAUAGAUCCUCCGUAUGCAAAGAAUAAAUUAAAUUAAUGUACUUUAUAAAAUUUCAGAUGAUACCCGUAACAGCCUGUCGAGUGGAGCCGGCUCCGAACUCAGGUGGGUAUGUGGCCAUCGAUGGAGAACCAAUUUCUAUGGGAUCCGCUUUCCAAGUCACUUCUACUGACCUUACGGCUACUGUAAUUGGACGGGAAGGUUAA